Molecule: messenger RNA, 722 nt
Organism: Lathyrus oleraceus (garden pea)
Lineage: Eukaryota; Viridiplantae; Streptophyta; Magnoliopsida; Fabales; Fabaceae
Product: protein MHF2 homolog
Exons: 7
Coding region: 196-507 (103 amino acids)
Biological process (GO): kinetochore assembly; DNA repair; replication fork processing
Cellular component (GO): FANCM-MHF complex
Source: RefSeq, a predicted model, not a curated record
GGACACAUUGUGUCUAAUUGAUUUUAAAUUGCAAGCGCACAAAUCAUCAAUUAUUUUAUAAAAACGGGUUUGUGUUUUGUUUCACUAGAGGUGGGAAAAAAAUUACUAAAAGUUAUUGUUAUUUUCCCUCCAAGCGAGUCUCAUUUGUGACGGUGAUUGACGAAACCACGUUUCACUCUUCUGCAGCAGUCACCAAUGGAGGAAUCUACCUUCGACUCUGAUCUAAUCCAUUCCAUCAUGAAGCGUAUUUGGACAUUGCGAACCCUUGAGCGUGAAAAUGUUGCAACCAGCGAUGCUUUGGACUCCGAGGCAGGAGCCGGAUCGUCCAAGAAGAAUCGGACAACUUCUGCUAAUGCUAGUGCUCUGAAGCUUACAUGUGAACUUCUCCGGGUCUUUAUCACAGAGGCUAUUCAGCGUGCUGUAGCUAUUGCAGAGACUGAGGGUGAUGGUCAAAUAGAAGCUACUCAUUUAGAGAGUAUUCUUCCUCAACUACUUUUAGAUUUCUAAAGCAUCGAAGAGUUGAACAAAGGAUAAUGAAGAGUAACAAUGUAAGCACCGGUAGUGGUCUUACAACUUGCCUAGGCAAUGCUUUACAAGACGCGUUUUCAUAUUCGCUUGUUAAUCUUUGUGUUAAACGACAUGUUGGAUGUAUUCAGAUGAUCAAAUACAAAAGUAAUUUUGCACACCUAUUCUAAAGUACAAGUUACUUAUAGAAGUUUAAA